Eufriesea mexicana is the source of this 1218-nucleotide messenger RNA. Its product is annotated as protein gooseberry. The transcript is spliced from 6 exons. The record is from RefSeq and is a predicted model, not a curated record. Gene Ontology annotation, molecular function: DNA-binding transcription factor activity, RNA polymerase II-specific; RNA polymerase II cis-regulatory region sequence-specific DNA binding. The coding region runs from base 1 to 1218 and encodes 405 amino acids. Lineage: Eukaryota; Metazoa; Arthropoda; Insecta; Hymenoptera; Apidae. Gene Ontology annotation, biological process: regulation of transcription by RNA polymerase II; anatomical structure development.
AUGGCAGUCAGCACCCUGAACAUGGCACCGUAUUUCACUGGAUAUCCUUUUCAAGGACAAGGUCGUGUGAAUCAACUCGGAGGUGUCUUCAUUAACGGGCGCCCACUGCCGAAUCACAUUCGCUUGAAGAUAGUAGAAAUGGCGGCUGCCGGCGUCAGGCCGUGUGUAAUCUCGAGGCAAUUAAGGGUUUCGCAUGGCUGCGUGUCGAAAAUCUUGAAUCGAUAUCAGGAAACGGGAUCGAUAAGGCCAGGCGUGAUCGGCGGUAGCAAACCACGAGUCGCCACACCGGAAGUCGAGGCGAGGAUCGAGGAUAUGAAAAGACAGAACCCUGGUAUAUUCAGCUGGGAAAUUCGAGAGAAACUGAUAAAGCAGGAUGGUAUCUGUGACAAAGCAUCAGCACCAUCAGUUUCCAGUAUUUCAAGGCUGCUUCGUGGUCCUACGAACCAGACACGUCCCGGUGACGAUCCUCGAAGAAAUCAUUCCAUCGAUGGAAUACUUGGUGGAAGCAGUGGUGAUGAUUCAGACACAGAGAGUGAACCGGGCAUUGCUUUGAAGAGAAAACAACGUAGAAGUAGAACUACAUUUACUGGUGAACAGCUUGAACAACUCGAAGCAGCUUUUCAUCGAACACAGUACCCUGACGUAUAUACCAGAGAAGAAUUGGCUCAAAAAACAAAUCUGACGGAAGCCCGGGUGCAAGUAUGGUUCAGCAACAGACGAGCCAGACUUCGCAAGCAAUUGAACAGCCAACAGUUGAACGCUUUCAACACAAUGAGCUUGCAGUCCUUUCAAACACAGCACUACGGUAGCAGCGCUGAAAGUUAUCAGAGCUACGGCCAAGCCUCUGUUGCUGCAGCGGCGGCGACCACGGCUGGUUAUCCCCAGCACUACAACUAUAGCGAGAAUUACUAUGCUGCCCAGCAACAAUGGCCAAGACCAACCGCAGAGAAUUAUGGAUUGUUCAACGCCUCUCACUACGGUAGCAGCAACCUAGCCUCAAACCUAACCUCGAGCAACCUGAACCUGGGCAGCCUGAGCGGCAGCGUCAGCCCCACGGCGUCCAACAUGAGCGCGUGCAUGGUCCAAGGCGCGUCCUCAGGGGUGCCAACUCCGGCGGGCAUAAACCACCACGUGACUCCGCACAGCCCCAGCGAGGCGAAGAGUGGCUACCCUUACCUGGGCGGCAUAGAGUCGCAGGUCUGCGGCAGAGUUCACUGA